Molecule: messenger RNA, 756 nt
Organism: Topomyia yanbarensis
Lineage: Eukaryota; Metazoa; Arthropoda; Insecta; Diptera; Culicidae
Exons: 2
Coding region: 1-756 (251 amino acids)
Source: RefSeq, a predicted model, not a curated record
AUGGCUGAUGACGGUAGUGAGUUGAACGGACAAAAUGGUGUUGACCCCCUAGGACUGUUAAAUCAACGGCAGCAGUUGAAUCUGCAGAUUAAGCCCGCACCAGCGGCCCACCAGCAGCAACAAUUUUUCGCUCCCGUUGUGACCGUGUUCAUUCCCGUUUCUGCAGCUCAGCAGCAGCUGUUUACAAACAUUCCGCCCCACCAAUCGCAAUCCCAGUAUCCACUUCCCCUACAAACAUUCCGCCCCACCAAUCGCACGAUAUCGGACGAUAUCUUCGCCAAGUUGAUUAACUGUAAGGUGUUCAGCCAGAUUGAUUUGUCCGACGCUUUCUUGCAGGUGGAAGUCGACGAACAGUACCGCAAGUUGCUAACUAUCAAUACGCGUCGUUGUCUCUACUCCUACAACCGCCUCCCGCCCGGUGUGAAGAUCGCACCUGGUGCCUUCCAGCAGCUCAUCGAUACAAUGUUAGCCGGUCUGCAGUGCAAGUGUGGCUACCUCGAUGACGUCAUCGUUGGCGGAAAAACUGAAGAAGACCGCGAUCGCAAUUUACGGGUUUUUCUAAAACGAAUUCAGGUUUUCGGGUUCACCAUUCGAGUCGAUAAAUGCACCUUCCGCAAGCAGCAAGUGCAGUACGUGGGUCAUAUUGUCGACAGUCGCGGAUUACGUUCAGAUCCGGCCAAAAUCGAAGUGAUAUCCAAGCUGCUGCAUCCAACCGAUGUAUCCGGUGUGCGAUCAUUUUUGGGGGCUAUCAACUAG